Argentina anserina (silverweed cinquefoil) is the source of this 2457-nucleotide messenger RNA. RefSeq names its product G-type lectin S-receptor-like serine/threonine-protein kinase SD1-29. NCBI's taxonomy places the organism in Eukaryota, Viridiplantae, Streptophyta, Magnoliopsida, Rosales, Rosaceae. The record is from RefSeq and is a predicted model, not a curated record. Gene Ontology annotation, biological process: protein phosphorylation; recognition of pollen. Gene Ontology annotation, molecular function: ATP binding; protein serine/threonine kinase activity.
AUGCAACUAGGUUGUGUUAGUUUGUUUUCUUUAUUCAUCUUUAGUUUGCUUCCGUUGCAGUAUGGUGUGGAAGUGUAUAACAUAACUCCUUCACCAUUAGCAGAGGGACAAACUCUAGUCUCUCCUAGCCUAAUAUUCGAAUUAGGCUUCUUCAGUCCAAACAAUUCUGCUAAUAAGUAUGUGGGGUUGUGGCACAAAAGUAUAUUUCCUCGUAAAUAUGUAUGGGUGGCUAAUAAAGUUAGUCCUCUUGCAGCUACAGACACCUUGGCUACUUCCAGAUUGGGCAGCAAUGGGAAUUUGGAACUCAUAGAUGGCAAACAGAGCUAUGUCUGGUCAGCUAAUAUAUAUAAUUGUUCAUCUGCAGUUCUCUUAGAUGAUGGAAACUUUGUUGUCAAAAUUUUUAUGGGAGCUGUUAUGUGGGAGAGUUAUAAUAAUCCUAGUGACUCACUACUUCCUGGCAUGUUGAUGGGAUAUGAUAGAAGUUCUGGUAAACAGAAUUUCUUGACAUCUUGGAAAAGUGAAAAUGUUCCAUCACCUGGGAUAUUCUUGCUCGGACUGUCAGCAGAUUUGCCAGCGCAAGUGUUCAUUUGGAUUAAUAGAUCUACUCCUCACUGGAGAAGUGGGCCAUGGGAUAAAUCAAAUUUUAUUGGCAUACCCUCAUAUGUGAAUGCUCAAUAUCAAAAUCCAAAUAGUCUGAUUGAUAAUGAGACACAGGGAACAAGGUAUUAUUCCUUCAGUCUUGAUAGUCUUCCAGGUUUCCUUGGAUAUGUAGACAUAUCUUCAGAAGGAAUAAUGGGAAUUUUUUUUUCAGUAAGUGGCAAGAACUGGUAUCUCGACUCGUACUCAUUGAACAACCCAUGUGACGUUUAUGGUGCCUGUGGACUGUUUGGGGUUUGCAAAGCUUCUGAAUCACCAAUCUGCAAGUGUUUGAAAGGGUUUAAAUCCAAGUCAAAUGAGGAAUGGAGAAAAAGAAACUGGCCCCAAGGUUGUGUGAGACGACCAAAUUUGUCUUGUGAGACACGCUCAAAGGGAUCAGUCUCAUCAAUAGAAUCAGAUGGAUCUAAGAUGGAAAGAUUGAAAGUACCCGAUUUUCAUGAAUAUCUGAAUUCUGUGGCGGCAGACAAGAUUGAGGACUGCAAGAUAAAGUGCCUGAAUAAUUGUUCUUGCCUGACUUAUGCUUAUGUUAAUAACAUUGGGUGUUUGGUCUGGUACAAGGACCUUAUUGAUAUUCAGCAUUUUCCACCAUCACUUGGAGUAGAUCUUUAUGUCCGCCUAGCAGACUCAGAACUAGGUAAAGGAAAGCCAAUAAAGUUAAUUGGCAGCCUUACAACUAUUGGAUUUAUGGUCAUCUUGGUGGCUGUAGUCUUCAGUUUGCACAGGUGGCGGGCUAACCAGAUGCGAUACACCGAAUUAACACGACGCUUGGAACAUAGAGACGGUCUGCGAGAAUAUAUAGGAAAACAUGAUUUUGCAGAGCUAAAGAUAUAUGAUUUUCAUAGCAUAUUAAUCGCCACAGACAACUUCAGCAUCACAAACAAACUCGGGCAAGGAGGCUUUGGCCCAGUUUACAAGGGGAUGCUACCCGAAGGGAAGAAAAUAGCAGUAAAGAGACUAUCUAGUAGCUCAGGACAAGGUGUCGAAGAGUUCAAGAAUGAGAUGAUGUUAAUCUUCAAUCUCCAACAAAAAAACCUUGUUAGGAUGAUGGGUUGUUGUGUUAAAGAGGAUGAGAAGUUAUUGAUUUACGAAUUCUUGCCAAACAAAAGCUUGGACACUUUUCUAUUCGAUCCGACAAAGAGAGCAGUGCUUGAUUGGGCUACACGCUUUAAUAUUAUUCAAGGUGUUGUUAGAGGGCUUCUUUAUCUCCAUUAUGACUCUCUUGUGAAGGUGACAAGAGAUUUAAAAGUAAGUAACAUUCUCUUGGAUGAGAAAAUGAAUCCUAAAAUCUCAGAUUUUGGAUUGGCACGCAUAGUUGAAGAAAAUACUCAGAAGGUUGUUGGAACACGUGGCUAUAUGUCUCCGGAGUACGCCAUGGGUGGGAUAUUUUCUGAGAAGUCUGAUGUCUAUAGCUUUGGAGUUUUAGUAUUGGAGAUUAUUAGCGGGAAGAAGAAUGCUGGUUUCUGUUUACAUGACAAACAACAAGGCUUUCUAGCGUAUGCAUGGAACUUGUGGAAUGAAGGCAGGGCACUGGAGCUAGUAGAUGAAGUAUUGGGUGAUUCAUAUUCCCCAUCAGAAGUAAUGACAUGCGUGUGUGUCGGGCUUCUUUGUGUACAGGACAAUGUUGCGGAUAGACCUACCAUAGUGGAUCUAGCUUCAAUUCUAAGCAGUGAGAAAGAUGGUCCACAACCUAAGCUGCCUGGAGUCACUAUCCAAAACUCAGCUUAUCAUCCUCAACCACACCCUGAGAAUACUAAUUCCUCCAAAAACGAAGCUAGCAUUACUAUGAUUGAAAGACGUUAA